Molecule: messenger RNA, 1129 nt
Organism: Zerene cesonia (dogface butterfly)
Lineage: Eukaryota; Metazoa; Arthropoda; Insecta; Lepidoptera; Pieridae
Product: cuticle protein-like
Exons: 4
Coding region: 65-1102 (345 amino acids)
Cellular component (GO): extracellular matrix
Source: RefSeq, a predicted model, not a curated record
UUUGUAUUAUGGCGCAUUCAAAUUGAGGUUUCCUCAGUGAAGUCACUGUCCAUCCCUUACAAAAAUGGCUUUUAAGUUCGUCGUACUUGUAUGUGCCAUUGCCGCUGCGCAAGCCGGUGUCAUCAGCCCCGUAGCAUACACCGCCCACCCAGCUCCAGUUGCGUAUGCUACUGCACCAGUGGUUCACGCUGCACCAGUUGUGCAUGCCGCCCCCCUCGCCAAGGUCGCAGUUGAUGAAUACGACCCUCAUCCCCAAUACAGUUUCGCGUACGACGUUCAAGACGGUUUGACCGGAGACUCCAAGAGCCAACACGAAACCCGUGACGGCGAUGUUGUUCAAGGAUCUUACUCCGUUGUCGACCCUGAUGGCACCAAGCGUACCGUGGAAUACACCGCUGACCCCCACAACGGUUUCAACGCUGUCGUGCACAAGGAAGCUCUCGCUGUGAAAGCCGUCGCUCCAGUAGCUAAAGUAGCUGCACCUGUUGCUUACGCCGCUGCCCCUGUUGUUCACGCUGCUCCCAUCGUUCACGCUGCCCCAGUCGUUCACACUGCUCCCGUAGUGCACGCUGCCCCACUUGCCUACUCCGCCCCCUUGUACCACCAUUUAACUACAAUGGCUUUUAAGUUCAUUAUUCUCGCUUGCCUAGUAGCGGCCGCUAGCGCUGGUCUCAUCUCUCAUGCUCCAGUCGCCUACCACGCUGCUCCAGUCUACGCUUCAGCACCAAUCGCCAAGGUUGCCUAUUCCUCACCAGUAGCUUAUGCUGCACCAGUAGCGAAGGUUGAAGAAUACGACGCUCACCCUCAAUAUAGUUACGCAUAUGACGUCCACGACAGUCUCACAGGAGAUUCUAAGAGCCAGCACGAGAGCCGUGAUGGUGACGUCGUACACGGUUCUUACUCCUUGGUAGAUUCAGAUGGCACAAAGCGCACUGUUGACUAUACAGCUGAUCCCGUUAAUGGUUUCAACGCAAUCGUGCACAAGGAAGCUCUCGGUGUUAAAGCAGCGGCCGUUGUAGCCAAAGCUGUGGCUCCCGUGGAUCAUGCGCCAGUAGUUCACGCUGCUCCAAUUGCUUACUCCGGCCACUUAUACCAUCACUAAAGGAAUUAGAAUUAACAAUAUAUACAU